GAGGCCGUCAGCCAAUGGGAGCCCUCGCAGGAUUUGGGCUCCAUGCGCCAUUUUAGCGUGUCCACGGCCAUCCGGCAAGAUGGUCUCCGCGCUUUGUCUCCACUGACUGGAGUUCUUACCCUUAUUCGGGGACUUGUGUCUCCUUGCUCCUGGUAAACAUCGGCACUUUAGGUCCAUCCACCCGUCCGCGACGAGAACAAAGCCCGUCUUCUUAUAUCGAGAAAUGAAGACCGCGACCAGCAGGUAAAAUGAGUCUGCCUAUUCCCGAAACCAGUCAAGACCAAAUGGCAGAAAAUACAGAGGAGCCUUGUAGCUCUACAGAAGCAACGCUCUCCUCUUCCCAUAACAAGAGGAAUUCCAAUACUGUAGCUAAAGUUACUGGAGGGAAUGAUUCUGGCAAAUCAGAUGACAGUGACAAUGAAGGGACCACUUCUGACAGUAAUGCAGGCAGCACAUCUAAAGGCACCUUAGUGUUGCGGCCUGCAGAGAGUGAAAAUAAAGGCACUGUGAAGUUCAGAGUGGAUUACAAACAGCAAACUUCAGAUGACACGCUGCAACGGAAGAUAAACUGCACAGCCUGUGGAAAGCAAGUUAACCAGUUUCAGCGAAACUCUGUACAUCAGCACCCUGCUCUUAAAGUGCUUAUUUGCAAGUCAUGUUACAAAUAUUACACAAGUGAUGACAUCAGUAGAGAUGCCGAUGGAAUGGACGAGCAGUGCAGGUGGUGUGCUGAAGGGGGGAAACUCAUCUGCUGCGACUACUGCAACAACGCCUUCUGCAAGAAGUGUAUCCUUCGCAACCUGGGCAGAAGAGAGUUAUCAGUCAUCACUGAUGAGAACUCCAAGUGGCACUGCUAUGUGUGCAGGGCCGAACCUCUCCAGGACCUAAUCUCCAAGUGUAACGGCAUCAUGGCAAAGAUUGACAAUGAGAAAACCAAGCAGCGCAAAUCCAGCAAAGGCGAGGAACACAAGAGCAAGACACGUAAUAGCAGUGAAGUCAAAGAGCACAAAAUAGUUGUAAAUGGGAAGGAACACACAGACGGCUCAGGGACCAUAACAUUCUCAUACAAAAAACUGCCGAUACCCAAAGAACUCUUAAAGAAAGCAAAAAAGUUGGUUGAAACCACAACUGGUUUGAACAAUACAUUCAUACAGUUUGUGCAGCAGGCUGCUGCAGAGCUGGACGACAAGUCUGUCAGGUACAGGCAUUUGAAAGCAUUCAAGGCGGUGCUUUCUGAUUUGAAAAAAGCCCACACUGCUCUGGAGGAGGCCUUGGAACCAGAGUUCAGAAGUAUGGAGCUACAGAAUGGCGACAAGGGGCAAGGGCAAGUCCGAAAAAGCAGGAAUGCGGUGCAUCCUGUGGUGAAGACUGAAGACGAUGAGCUAGAUGAGGCGGACGAAACUGAGACCUCAGAUGCGGUACAAGAUCUGAAUGAAGAGCACGAUGAGGAGCCGGCUGUGACACACAGUAAGUCUCAAGAGGGGCAUGCUGACCAGCAUGAUGUAAAGCAGCGUGUUGAACCGGAGGAGGAGCAAGCUGAGCCUCUGUGCAACAAACUGGGUGGCGCGCCAGACGAGGCAACGGAAAAGGAACCGCACAAGGAACCAGUUGGUAAAGGCAACCAAACAGAAGAUUUAACCAAACGUGUUGUUUGUGAUGGUGAGCUGCUGUCCCCUGGUGAAACAUCACUUGAUCAUGACAUUAUGUCUGUUCCUCCUUCAGUUCCCGAGGAGCUUUUUCAGAUGGUGGAAAGUCUCGCCGAUCCCCACAUGCUGGCUCAUACUGCUCCAACUUCGGCCGCAGACACAGAUGCAAAACAGAAUGGGCGCCCCCAACAGAAAGUGAAGAACCUCAUUGUUAAACUGACUCCGGUGCCAGUUGUGAGGACAAGUCGGUCAAAUUCCUCCAGGUCCAAAAACAAGGAACAAGAUGAGGAAAGUGGUGGUUGUGGUACAGGAGAUGAACCAGCCAGCCCUCCACCCAAUCGGCACUCCAGUAGAGUGAAGACCACUCCCCUGAGGAAGCAAGUCGGUAAAAAGAGUCUUGAGGACUCCUCCGAAUCCGAGCAGGAGUCGGAGAAGGAAAAGACUGCAAAGUCCAAGUCCUCCAAGAAAUUGAGUAAGACUAAGAAGGAAGACAAGAAGAAGAUUAAAACUUCGUUGUCAGAGAAAGAUGCAAAAGACUCGGAUUCAGAUGGGGUUCCUGACAUGUUGCUGGAAGAGGUGGCAGAAUACAACAGUAGCAAUGAGGAGAAAGAAAUUCCAAGUUCCAAGAAACAUUUAUUGAAAGAGAAACCCUCAGCAGGUACAGAGAAAAAAUCCAAACGCAAGAGGAAAUCUGAAUGCUCAGAGUCCGAUGUGGAAAGUAAAGGUAAGAAGGCAUCAAAGAAGAAAAAACAAAAUGCCUCUGACACUUCUGACUCUGAUCAAGGCAUAACGAGAACAGCCAAGAGGCGAUCAAGUCGCAUGACAAAACAAGAUGAAGUAAAGGACAAAGACAAGCCUGAAAAGAAGGCUGUGGCUGCAAAAAGAUCGUAUGAGAAGAAGAGCAAAGGAAAGAGCUCAACAGCGGUCUCAAAGGUGGAGUUGUCCUCCAGCGAUGAUGAGGAAGAGCGGCAGGCUGAUGAGGACUCUGGAGAUGACAAUGACCAACAGACGUUCAACCCAUUGAUGGAAGACCGUCCGCUGGGAGGUGAUGAAAUGCCUGUCAAAGAAGAAGCCCCUCAAAUGGGUGACGAUGACGAUGAUGAUGAUCCUGAGAACAGAAUCGCAAAGAAAAUGCUUCUCGCCCAGAUUAAGUCAAGCUUUUCCUCCGGGGCUGAGAGCUCCUCAGAAAAUGAAAGCGAGGACGUGAAGGAGAAGCUCUCCAAAAAAGUUAAAAAAGAGGAAGAUGACGAUGAGGAACAGCAAGCAGUUGAGAAUUCAGAAGACUCCGGGUCUGAUGUAGAGGUGAAAAAGAGUUGUCGCCGGCACAAGUUGCUUCGUCACAAGCUCUCGCUCAGUGAGGCAGAGUCCGAUGAUGACAAAGAAGACAAUGCAGAAAAGACCAAGGUUGCCAAGAAGAAGCGAGAAAAGAAGAAAGUGGACAGUGAUGAUUCGGCGGAUUCUGACUUCACGAGGUUAGAAUCCAGUGCAGAGUCGAUGAUGAGCGAAGUACUCAGUGCGUCGGACAAUGAUGAGAAGCGUCGAAAGACGAGAUCUUCAAAGAAGAAGGAUGAUGAGAAGCAGAAAGGUCAGAAACAGCCAAAGAAGAAGAGACGCAGGAUAAAAGUACAGGAUUCCUCCAGCAAUGAGAAGAGUGGAGAGGAAGAAGGAGACGACCCAGAUGGAGAAGAACGCAAAGGGCGCAAAAAGAUCCGCAAAAUCCUCAAGGAUGACAAGCUGAGGACAGAGACACGGGAUGCUCUGAAAGAAGAGGAGGAUAGGAGGAAACGUAUAGCAGAAAGAGAGGAGCUGAGGAAAAAACUCAGAGAGACAAUUGUGGUGGAAGAGUCUUCCCAAGUGACGUGUCCCAUUACCACAAAGCUGGUUCUAGAUGAAAAUGAGGAGACCAAAGAGCCUCUGGUGCAGGUGCACAGAAACCUUGUCACCAAACUCAAACCUCACCAGGUUGAUGGGGUGCAGUUCAUGUGGGAUUGUUGCUGUGAGUCCGUGAAGAAGAUUAAGAAGUCUCCCGGCUCUGGUUGCAUCCUUGCCCACUGUAUGGGUCUGGGAAAAACACUACAGGUGGUGACGUUUCUUCAUACUUUGCUACUUUGUGAGAAGCUCAACUUCUCAACGGCACUGGUGGUUUGUCCCCUCAACACGGUCCUUAAUUGGGUCAACGAGUUUGAGAAAUGGCAAGAGGGAAUGAAAGACGAUGAGUGUUUAGAGGUGACGGAGCUGGCCACAGUAAAGAGGCCCCAGGAACGAGCGGUUGCCCUCCAGCAGUGGCAAGAUAUGGGUGGUAUUAUGAUCAUUGGCUAUGAGAUGUACCGAAACUUGACACAGGGAAGGAACACCAAGAGUAAGAAGCUGAAAGAGACAUUCCAGAAGACUCUGGUAGACCCAGGUCCCGACUUGGUGAUUUGUGAUGAAGGUCACAUCUUAAAGAAUGAGGCAUCGGCUGUGUCCAAAGCCAUGAACUCCAUCAGGACGAGGAGGAGGGUUGUGCUGACUGGAACUCCGCUUCAAAAUAACCUCAUUGAAUAUCACUGCAUGGUGAACUUCAUUAAGGAAAAUUUGCUUGGCUCAGUUAAAGAGUUCCGCAAUCGCUUCAUCAACCCCAUACAGAAUGGGCAGUGUGCUGACUCUACAAUGCAAGAUGUCCGCAUCAUGAAGAAGAGGGCUCACAUCUUGUACGAGAUGUUGGCUGGAUGUGUUCAGAGGAAAGAUUACACAGCACUCACUAAAUUCCUGCCUCCCAAGCACGAGUAUGUGUUGUCCAUCAGAGUAACUCCACUCCAGUGUAAACUCUACAGAUACUACUUGGAGCACUUUACAGGUGUGGGGAAUGCUUUGGAGGGGGGCCGAGGCCGCGCAGGGACCAAACUCUUCCAGGAUUUCCAGAUGCUCAGCAGAAUCUGGACCCAUCCCUGGUGCCUUCAGCUGGAUUACAUCAGCAAAGAAAACAGGGGUUUCUUUGACGAAGACAGCAUGGAGGAAUUCAUCGCCUCAGAGUCCGAAGAGUCAUCCCUUAGUCUGAGCUCAGAGGAUGAGAAGCAAAAAAAGAAAAAGAAGAAAGGCAGGGGAAGAAAGAAGGGAUCUGAUGACUCUGAUAGCGAUGAUGUGGAAGUCAUAAAGGAGUGGAACACCAGUUCCCGAGGCAGGAAUGGAGAGGGGCGAAACAGGGCUGAGCCUGUAGAAGAGCAAGCUCAACCUUCUGGCUCGGCACCAGGGAGCCCCACCGCUGACUGGCACAAGGAGUUUGUCACUGAGGCUGAUGCUGAAAUCAUGGAUCACUCAGGAAAAAUUACGGUGCUCUUUGAAAUCCUGCGUAUGGCAGAGGAAGUGGAAGAUAAAGUGUUGGUGUUUAGUCAGUCUCUUAUCUCUUUGGACCUGAUUGAGGAUUUCCUGGAGCUGUCUUGCAGAGCUGCAGAUGAAGACAAGAUCUCGCCAUACAAAGGUGAGGGCAAGUGGUUCAGGAACAUUGACUACUAUCGCCUGGAUGGCUCCACCAACGCCACCACCAGGAAGAAGUGGGCUGAGGAGUUUAAUGACCCGAACAACACAAGAGGUCGUUUGUUCCUCAUUUCCACACGCGCUGGCUCCCUUGGGAUCAACCUGGUGGCGUCCAACAGAGUCAUUAUCUUUGAUGCCUCUUGGAAUCCUUCAUUUGAUAUCCAGAGUAUAUUCAGGGUGUAUCGCUUUGGCCAGCUGAAGACAGUCUUUGUCUACAGGUUCUUGGCACAGGGCACAAUGGAAGAGAAAAUUUACGACCGGCAGGUUACCAAACAGUCUUUGUCAUACCGAGUGGUGGACCAGCAGCAGAUUGAAAGGCACUUUACUAUGAAUGAGCUGGCGGAGCUCUACACUUUUGAGCCUGAUAUGCUGGAUGAUCCCUCAGAGAAGAAGAGCAAGAAAGCCACACCAAUGCUCCCCAAGGACCUCUUCCUGGCUGAGUUGCUCCAGACCCACAAGGACCAGAUUGUGUGCUAUCAUGAGCACGACUCUCUGCUGGACCACAAGGAGGAGGAAGCCCUGAGCGAGGAGGAUCGCAAAGCAGCCUGGGCUGAAUAUGAAGCAGAGAAGAAGGGACUGACCAUGAGAACCAAUUACCAGGCACACCCCCAAAUGGGCGCCUCCACCAUAUUCUCCCACUACAACAUGGCGGCUUUGGCCACCAUGACCAACCAGCAGCUGGAGGAGCUUAUCAACCAAGGGCGACUGAAGGUCAUCGAGGCAACAAAUGCGUUGAAGAAUUUCCAGAGAGAGUCACUGGAGGAUGCUAUCGGCAGAAUUUGGGAAGAGAACCCCACUCUGACUGAGAACCAGGUCCAGGCUUUGGCAAUGGGCCGAAUGGCCACUCUGGAAAUAGAGGCCAAACGCAGAGAAGCUGUUUACAGAGAAACUCUCACCAUGCAGCAGUCGCUGAUGAUGUACGUCCAGAAGGUGGUAAACAACAGGAAGGUCCAAGAGCAACAGCUGGCCAUGGCCAACCAGACCAGCCUCCUGAACAUGGCUCUGCAGAAUGGCAUGCUGGGAGGAAACAGGCUCAGCCAAAUGGACCUGCUGGGCCUUUACCAGCAGCUACAUGGAAUGAAUCCCCAUGCCGCGAUGGGCAAGAAUCCUGGGCCAUCGAAGGGCCUGUAGGUUGCACCAGAUCUCUGGUACCGAGUGGGCCCAGCACAAGCCGGACCACUCCAUCUUUAUGGGUCAGACGAGAGCCCAAGAAGAAGGUGGAGGCUCGACCGCUAUCCACCUGGGUCGUGAUUUCGUCGUCGACCGGGCCCCGGCGGAGCCUGAUGUAAAAAUGACUGUUUGAAAGGGGUCUAUUUGGGGAAACUCGUCAGAAAUACAAAGUGUAUAUACCGCCUUAAUGUUAUUCAAGUUCUAUAUCUUCAUUUUUCAUGUAUUUAAAGUCAAGUCAGUUAUAGUUUGUUUAGCCGCGCUUUAAAGCGCUGCAGUCUUUCCCCUCCUUAAAAGAGGGUUUCAUUGAUGUUUAAACAGCGUUUUUUAUACCGGUACACUUUUAAAACCCCAAUGGGACCAGUAUGGUUGGUGACAACCAGUAGAUUCCUCCACCAAUCAGAUGAAAUGACGUCUCCAUUUAAAAAAAAAAAAAAGAGCGAAAGAGAAAAUGUCGAUGGCCUUACAUGAGUUGAAAAAGAACCCAGCCCCCCCCCCUCCCUCACCCCUUAUUAUUUGGGCUUUAAUUGUUUCUCUUAAAACACGGCUGGUCUUGGAAUGCUUAUGUUGUUCAAAACUUACUGCUGGUCCCUGUGACCUUUUUUAUUUUUAGCAUUGUCAUUCUCACUGUUGGCGUGAUGUCUAGCAUAGCACUGUGCGUUCUCAUCGUUAUGUUCCGCUUGUUGGUCCCCAGCGGCCUGGUGACUGACUGGCUCUCACAAAGCACAACCGGUCCAGUUGACGCUCUAGUCUAGUUUGGAGGCUUGAGUGAGUGUGCGUGCGUGCACGUGUGUAAGGCUGGCUUUGUGACACCCAGUUUCACCUGGCAGCUCUUUUUGGGAUAACGUGCUGCUUGUUCUUUGACACGUUCUGCUCCAAACUGGCAGUGCCGUUGACGAGGGGUUUUGUGGGGCGAGACGAAUCUGUUGUCUCUCCAUGAUUCCAGUGUUUGCACAAGGUGUAUUUCAUAUGUGUGUAGACGGUUUUUGCCCUCUUAAGAAUGUUCUUUUGUUAGUAAGUACACCACCAUUUGCCAUGAUGACUUAAUCUGCUAUUAUCUUGUUAAGUAUUUAAUAUAACAUUUAAUAAAGUGACCAAAAGAAUGAA
Hippocampus zosterae (dwarf seahorse) is the source of this 7433-nucleotide messenger RNA. RefSeq names its product ATRX chromatin remodeler (gene atrx). The transcript has 34 exons. The coding region runs from base 249 to 6290 and encodes 2013 amino acids. Lineage: Eukaryota; Metazoa; Chordata; Actinopteri; Syngnathiformes; Syngnathidae. The record is from RefSeq and is a predicted model, not a curated record. Gene Ontology annotation, molecular function: ATP binding; ATP hydrolysis activity; ATP-dependent chromatin remodeler activity. Gene Ontology annotation, cellular component: nucleus.